Molecule: messenger RNA, 730 nt
Organism: Baudoinia panamericana UAMH 10762
Lineage: Eukaryota; Fungi; Ascomycota; Dothideomycetes; Mycosphaerellales; Teratosphaeriaceae
Exons: 2
Coding region: 137-646 (169 amino acids)
Biological process (GO): mitochondrion organization
Cellular component (GO): mitochondrion; nucleus
Source: RefSeq, a predicted model, not a curated record
UGCUUCCAUCUUCGCCAUCACCACCAUCCAAUUCUCCUACCUUUCCUUCAUCACCACCACCUACACUCAUCCAGAUCCAACGAAUAAACACCAACACCACAUCCCCUCUCAACACUCUAACCAACAAACCACAAACAUGCCCCGCCAAUCCCGCGGUCCCACCGCCGCGCCCAAGCGUCCAGCACCCCCUCCCGCCGCCGCGCGCCCCAUGCCCCAACAACCACCGCAAUCCCGUCAAGCAUCCACCAUGGCCCACCCGCCAGCCCACCAGCAAGCACACGCCCCCGCCCCGACGGCACCCGCUCAGCAACAACAGAGCUCCUCCGGCGGCGGGCUCUUCGGGCAGAUGGCUAGCACCGCUGCCGGCGUAGCAGUCGGCUCCUCAAUCGGCCACGCCAUCGGCGGUUUCUUCGGCGGCGGCUCCUCCAGCCACGCACAACCCACCGCCGACCCCAGCCUCCCCGUCGCCCAAACGCCCGACGGCCAAUUCGCCAUGAACGCCAACUACCAAGCCGCGCCCGUCUGCCAGACCGACGUGACGAAUUUCCGCCGGUGCAUGGACGAGAAUAACGGGGAUCUGACGAUUUGCGAUUACUACCUCAGUCAGUUGAAGGCGUGCCAGGCGGCGGCGAGGACGUACGCUUAGACGGAUGUAUGUAUGCCGGGAUUAGGCGGAGAGAGGAGGGGGAAGGUUAAAAAGGGUGAGAGGGAUGACUGAAGCGUGAGCGAA